Panicum virgatum (switchgrass) is the source of this 3423-nucleotide messenger RNA. RefSeq lists its product as uncharacterized. Lineage: Eukaryota; Viridiplantae; Streptophyta; Magnoliopsida; Poales; Poaceae. The record is from RefSeq and is a predicted model, not a curated record. The transcript is spliced from 6 exons. The coding region runs from base 1726 to 3036 and encodes 436 amino acids.
AAUGCCUGAUUAAUAGUAUGGCAACUCUUUUGUUGGUUAUAUCAUACUGUCACGCUUGGGGGUAUUGUAUUUGUUGCCAUGGCCAAUGCAAGACUAUGGAAUUUCCCAUGGUACUGUAGAAGGUACUACCAGAGUGUAGAAAGUUCUAUGUGUGUGCCCUAACAUGCACUGCUGCUGUGCUGGAGGGACCAUACCUGCUUUCUUUCAGUACUGUCCUUAUAAAAAGGAAAAGAACUUUCCUUCAGCAGACACAAAGUGAUUAUGAUGCUCCAAACGACACCUUUUAAUUGUAACUUUUUUGGUAACAUGUGGACAUGGCAGCUGGCGCUGUUCUUGCUACUGCUUCUGCUCUUCCAUUUCCAGCUGCCUCGCAGCCGUAGCUUGUGCAGUGGUUAUGCGCUGAUUGGAAUAGGCUUUGCACCAGUAGUCGAAUCUCCCAUCAUUUAUCCGUUCUUUUAGGUUUACUUACCUGAUGAAAACAAUGUAGAUAGGCAUGAAAAACCCUUUUUUUGUUCCAGAUACAAACUAGUCCAUAUAUAUCAAAUGACCAUGCUAUAUGCCACACGGGCAAUUAUAUAUUAAUAAAAGAAGACAGAUGUUCAUUCUGCAUGAACUUCUUUCUAUAGUAAUUGUCGAUUCUAAGCUACCAUGAAUAGGUAAAUCAGAAACAGUUGUAGUAGGAGCAGGAUGAUGUUAGCGGGUUAUAAUUUCAUCCACCAAGUUUAAUAUUUUAUUGAGCCAAAAUCUGAGCCUUGAGUCAGACCCCCAUGCAACUUUGGCUUUCCUAGGCUAGUAUUUGGGCCUAGCCCUUUGGGUGCAAAAGGGCCUUCCUCAAUUGCAUCCAAAAUGCGAAAGCAAAAUUGAGGUUUCUACGAAACCUAGCUAGUGCGGUGAACGGGUAAGCGUGCACGCGGGCGAAAAAUGCAAAGCGCGUGCACGCAGGCGAAAAAUGCAAGGCGCGUGCACGCAAGAAGAUUAGGGUUAUCCCUCUCCUCCUUUCACACCACCCGUUGCCCAUAUAUCCUCGCCGCCGCCGCUCCUACUCACUCACUUGCCAUUUUCAUCGGUGCUCAGGUGAAUCUCUCCUCUCUUCUUCCUCCUUGAUAACCUUCUCGUCGAAUCCCUAUAGGCAAUAACCUCUCCUCUCUUCCAUGUUCUUUAUUUUGUAGAGGAGAUUUCUCAAAGAAUUCAUGUGUGAAGGUAAGUGAUUUGUACUUUAUCUUUCAUUUUUCCCUAGAUUCCCCUAUAGCUUAACCCUAAAACAUAACAAAAGUCAUGGAAUCACUCACUUUUUUUUAUCUCAAAUAUGAAGCCUCCGAGUAGAUCUAAGUUGUUUGGUUAUCUGUAGCAUUGCAGAUCUGCCUCUCCAUCUCUUCCCAUCUAUUCUUUGUGUUGCAAACCAACUGGAUCUGAGUUAUUUAGUUGUUUCAAGGAUUGCAAAUCUGCUUCUUCUCCGUCUUUCCAUUGAAUGGCUUCCAGCUACUCCUGACACCCUCGACUAGAUCUAAAUUGUUUGGUUAUUUAAAGGAUUGCAAAUUUGCCUCUAAUCUGUCUCAUCCACUUCAUUCGUUUCGUUGAUUGGCUUCCUGCUACUCUUGACACCCCGACUAGAUUUAAUUUGUUUGGUUAUUUAAAGGUGAUAACAUGAUAUUUCUGUGAAGUUUUGUGGCACUUGUAUCCGUUUUAACAAGAAGUGUUAAGUUUCCAAGUGAUCCUUUUGAGCAAAUGGAAGGCAAUAAUGUACCACCUGAAAGCAUGAUGCAAGGGGCUCCUUAUGGCAGUUUAGACUUACAUGGCAACUCUAUGCAAACCCAUGCUCCAAACUCAGGAAAACAGAUCUUCAACAACUCUCAGAUGCCUGGGACUUUCACAAUGACUACGAACAGGGCUACAGAGCCUGUUGACUUUCCUGGGUUUCAAUUCAAAGAACAUGGAAAGUGUGAUAAGCACCAUCAUCACAACAGUCAACACUCAAUGAACAGCAUGAGUGAUGAUGAGGAACAUGAUAUGACUGAAGAUGCUACCUAUACCCCUAGUAGCAACGGCAAGAAGGGCUCCCCGUGGCAUCGGGUGAAGUGGACAGAUACAAUGGUAAAGCUUUUAAUUACAGCAGUGUCAUACAUUGGAGAUGAUCAUGGUCCUGAUUUAGGUGGUGGUAGAAGGAAUUUUACAAUAAUGCAGAAGAAGGGAAAAUGGAAGGCUAUAUCGAAGGUCAUGGGCGAGAGAGAAUGCCAUGUGUCACCACAGCAGUGCGAGGAUAAGUUCAAUGACCUUAACAAGAGAUACAAAAGGCUAACAGACAUCCUUGGCAGGGGUAUUGCUUGCAAUGUUGUGGCAAAUCCAACACUUCUUGAUAGCAUGAAUCAUCUUUCUGAUAAGAAGAAAGAAGAUGCGAAGAAGAUACUUAGCUCAAAGCACCUGUUCUAUGAGCAGAUGUGUUCCUACCAUAAUAACAACCGUGUGAAAUUACCUGAAGAUCAUGCACUUCAGCAUUCACUACUUCUUGCCCUUGGAAGUAAAGAUGAACAUGAUCCUAGGAGGGAUACAAGUGGAAAUGAUGAUGAGGAUGAUCAAAGCGUGGAUUUUGAUUAUGAGGAGAAUGAUGAAGAGCAACAUCAUGUGCACUCAAACAUGAGGGAGCCAUCCACGCACAAAAGGCCACGCCAUGGUGAUGCAGCUUUAGUCACCUCAAGCUCUCAUAAAGGUAGUGAGACGUCUAGUCCCCAUGCCAUCAAAGUGGAUAUCAACAAGGCUUUCGCGGAUGGAACCAACUGGUCUUUGAUGCGACAGGACUUGGCUUCACAAACACUAGAGAUUCAGAAGCGUCUCUUGCAGAUUGAAGAAAAAGAUUUGGAACUCAAAAAGCACCGUUUGAGGUGGGACCGAUACAGGAAGAAGAAAGACAGGGAGAUAGAAAGAAUGGAGAUGGAGAAUGAACAAAUGAUGAUUGAAAAUAAACGCUUGGAAAAUGAGCUAAGACAGAAGGCUCUAGAAUUAGAGCUUAAGCUAAAAGGCCAGGAGAAUAAUAAUGCAUGAUCUUUGGUUGAUCAACGCUUCGAUUCUGUGUUAAACUAGUCCCAGAUGGCUUUCGAUUCAGAAUGAAGAUGUGCUUUUGGAAGAGGUAAAGGACUAAAGGUGCUGGAUUGAAGUAGACUCUGAUAAUCGUUUCUGUGCGUAUGACUUGGUUCUUUGUGAUGUACUGGUUGGGCCCUCCUGCUUGUAACUUUCGCUUCUUGGGCAUUAGCAGUAUUGGGCUUGAUGUGCUUUGUGUGUAAGGCUGUUACCAGAAAAAUUUCGUAGUAUUUCUUUUCUUCAGCAUUUAUGUCAAGGUGUGAAGCAGCUGCAACAGGUUCAGCAGGGAACAAAUUUGAGAGUCAAGAAUGGAGAAAAUGGGGAGGAAUACUUCCUUCUAUGUGAAUUUAA